This is a messenger RNA of Amphimedon queenslandica, 1905 nucleotides long. Its product is annotated as procollagen galactosyltransferase 1-like. NCBI's taxonomy places the organism in Eukaryota, Metazoa, Porifera, Demospongiae, Haplosclerida, Niphatidae. The coding region runs from base 79 to 1863 and encodes 594 amino acids. Gene Ontology annotation, molecular function: procollagen galactosyltransferase activity. The record is from RefSeq and is a predicted model, not a curated record. The transcript has 14 exons.
CUUAUUGUGCUAAGAGUAGACCAUCAUAAUGCGCUCUGGCUCUCUUAUUAUUAACAAAAAGGCCAGCGAGAGGAGACAAUGUCCUACAUGCUCUUAGCUAUCCUCUCCCUCCUCCUCCUCUUAAGAGGAACAUACAACCAGAGAACAGUACAAGAUGAUAUGAAGCAGUCUAGCCUCCAGCAAGAAAGCCGUCCAUUAGUCUACCUUGCUAUCCUCUCUAGAAAUGCAGCCCAUCUCUUACCACAGUACCUGGGAUAUAUAGAGGGACUUAACUAUCCAAAAGAUAAAAUUAUAAUUGGUUUAUAUAUUGGUCAGAGUGUGGACAAUACGACAAACCUGCUACUCGAAUGGUCUGAGAAUGUCCGAUCAAUCUACAAUAAUGUGCUAAUAUAUGAAGAUGGAGACAUAUUCCCAUUGGGAGACAGUGAGCUCUUCUCCUGGUCUGACUCAAGGCUGGAGUACAUGUGUAAACUCCGACAGGAUGUACUGAGCAAUGCUAGAAUGGCUAGAGCUGAAUAUCUAUUUUUUGUUGAUUGCGAUAAUUUUCUUAUAAACCCAGAUGUCCUAAUAAGACUAAUUGAAGCAAAAAAGCCUAUAGUAGCACCACUUUUGAUCUACGAUAAAGAAAGAGCAUUUAGUAAUUUUUGGGGAGGACAGAAAGAAAAUGGUUAUUAUCUCAGAACAGAAGAGUACCUGCCAAUAGUAACACGCUCCAAUCUUGGCUGUUUCAAAGUUCCUUUAGUCCAUUCAACACUUCUAAUUGAUUUAAGAACAGUAUCCUCAGAAUCACUUGCCUACUGGCCACCUCCUACUGAGUAUAAAUGGAACAUUGACGACAUCAUUUUAUUAUCUUACUCUGCAAGAGUUAAUGGUAUUGGUAUGUAUAUAUUGAAUACUGAUGUGUUUGGUUAUCUUUUAAAAACUGGAGAAUACGCUUCACUUGAACAUGCAAUUAGAGAAACAGAUAAUUGGAAAUUAAAGACAAUAGUUAAUCAUUAUCCUGUGCCUGUGAGUCAAUUUAUAUCUAUCCACUCAGAGAAAGAAAAAGCUGGAACAGAUGCUAUUUAUAUGAUCAGCUUGGAGAGAAGGACAGAGAGGAGACAGAGGAUGCUGGCUUGUCUUGAUGUGCUGCAGUUUGACUAUACAUUAUUCAAUGCUGUUGAUGGAAAGAAAUUAAAUCAGUCUUAUUUAGAUGAGCUUGGUAUACAUUUUAUGCCAGGCUGGAAGGAUCCUUGGGGUGAAAGACCAAUGACAUUUGGAGAAGUUGGUUGCUUCUUAAGUCAUUAUUUCAUUUGGUUGAGGAUCAUUGCUGAAGAUAUGAGGACUGUACUAAUACUUGAGGAUGACAUUGAUUUCCAACCUAACUUUAAAUCAAAUCUUAAAAGAACAUUACAAGAAGUGAACAGUCAUGAUCCUGACUGGGACCUUGUUUAUGUUGGUCGUAAAAAGCUCAGUCCAAAUGUUGAGACUAUUAUUCCAGGAACAAAGAACCUUGUAAUACCUCGGUACUCAUACUGGACGUUAGGUUAUAUAAUAUCAAAUAGAGGAGCUGAGAAACUGAUAGCUGGGAAACCUUUUGAUAAUAUACUACCAGUUGAUGAGUACAUACCAAUAAUGUAUAAUGACCAUCCUGAGAGUGAUUGGGUCCAUUAUUAUGAGAACACUACUAGAGAUUUACGUGUCUAUUCUGCCUAUCCAUUGCUAGUCUAUCCAACUCAUUUUGCUGGUGAUAAAGGAUGGUACAGUGACACAGAGCCACUGAUUGAGGUACUGCAGGAGAUUCGUAAAAGAAAGUUAAAAGAAGAAGAAGAGGUAGCAGCAAAAGAGGAAAGAGAGAAAGAAAAUGAAAAGACAGAACUGUAACGAACUACUAUUAUUAGGUGAAAUGUACAUACAUGUAUUGAA